AUGACUCCGAAAACUGUUUGGUUGGUCGGUGCUCUGACGUUGACGCUUUUUGUGAUUAUCGAGUCGUCUACCUUCAAGGAGACGAAAAUCACGGAAGGAGACUAUCAGGGAUUAAAAACGUACGACGUUAAGGGGAAAGAAAAGAAACUCAAGUUGUGGAGAUUCAUGCUUAUUAGUAGAAAGGACGCUGGCGAAGACGUCGAAACGAAGAUUAAACCGAUUUUCAAGAAAUACAAGAUCACUCGGCUGCGAGUGGAACCCUUUGGCAAGGAACAAUCCAUCGGGAAUGGGGAACAUCUUUUAAUCGGAGAUAAAAGUGACGAAACGCGCAAGGACAGAGUAAAAAGAAACGCGACUGCGUUGAAUGAGUUCAAAGGCGCGAAGAAAAGCCAUAAAAAGUUGAAGCUGGCUCACGUUCAGGCUGGUUACAAGAAUUGGAAGAGUAAAGAACGCUCGAGCGAUUCGAACGACGACAAACCCGUGGACAAAACGAAGAAAAUCAGUCGACGUUACGUGAAUUAUUUGCCGAAUAAUAAAACGAAUAGAUCGAAACGUUACGCGGUGACUAAGGAUUCGAAGGAUGAUAAAUCGGAAUAUUACGCGAAAAGGAAAGCGGUUAUGGACAGAUUUCACGCUCGCCAAAAAGAAAUAGCGGACAAGUACGCGAAGAAAACGUCCACGACUCCAAAGUAUAUAUAUAAAUACGAUUUGGAGAAGAAAAACAACGUAUCUUUGCCCUCAUCCGUGAAGAUCGCGAUAAAUAAUAUCAAUAAAAGGGAACACGCAGUCGAUAAGGCGAAUAACAGUCUCCAGACUAGUACUUCCACUUCUUCUACGACACCGAUUCAAGAACAAACCAUAGAAACCACGACAACAGCCUAUCGUAUUUACCGAUUAAACCAAUUUCAAACUACAGAAAAUUCGCUAGAUGUCGAGGAGGACUACGACGAAGACUCUGACUAUCUGGAAGAUAACGAUGACUAUCAGAAGUCUAAUGACUCGAAACUAGACGAUGACAAAAGCGACGCGAAAUGGGGUAAUUGUAUUGGUAAUUUAGUAUAUCAGCAUAACAUAAUCAUCAGUGUACGCCAAGCGUCACAAGCUGUCGCGGAUAUAACUACGUCGGUGGAUGGACAUCUUUGCAUUACAUGCAUCAGAGUGGAAUCAUUGAAUCGUAACAAGAGCGUCACGGUGAAACUGGAAGUGAAUCGUAGAGAGGACGGCAGCCUUAUCAACGCGAAGCUCAAGUUCAACGGCUUCCAUCUCGAGCAAUUAUCAUAUUCCGUGAGGAUGUGGGCCGUCAACAAAGUAGAAAACAGUUGCAGCUUCGUACCGUAA
Messenger RNA from Bombus terrestris (buff-tailed bumblebee), 1338 nucleotides. RefSeq lists its product as uncharacterized. The transcript is spliced from 2 exons. Bases 1 to 1338 code for a protein of 445 amino acids. Lineage: Eukaryota; Metazoa; Arthropoda; Insecta; Hymenoptera; Apidae. The record is from RefSeq and is a predicted model, not a curated record.